GUCCUGCAAGCGUCAAACGGGUCGGCUCCUCAACUGUUCAUCGCUUCUCCACUGUUAUCAAGUUAAUAGAUACCUGGCGAUGAAAUGUAUAGGCAGGUCGAGCUCUUCGCUCGCACAGUAGCUCAACUGUUAUUUCGACAAAAUAUGUCAACUGUGGCCGGCGUUGAGAACACUACCCGUAGGGUGCUACCUUGGACUGUCAAAGCAAGCAAGGAACCUGUGCACAAAAGGCAAUUGCCGAACAUAUGGGUCUCACCACCAAAACAAGCCGACAAAGGACCCGCUUUGCCGAAACUUGAUUAUCGCUCAGACAAGGUUAAUUAUGAAGUUGUGUAUGCGAGGUCAACGCGGGCAAUAAACGAAGCAGUAAACAAGUGCAGAGGAGAUGUCAUUGGCUUUGAUAUGGAGUGGAAGCCAACUUUUGUAAGAGGGGAAGCACAGCGACCAACAGCUCUAAUCCAGUUGUGCAACGAGCGUUAUAUCGGACUACUCCAUAUUUGUCAUGUCGUAAAGUUCCCGCCGCCACUCAGGGAGAUUCUUGAGGAUGCGUCGAUUGUUAAACUGGGUUUAAACAUCCAGGGGGAUGCCCGCAAGCUUCACCGCGAUUUUGGGAUACAAAUGGCUGGCUGGCUCGAACUUGGUACCCUUGCAAAGGAAGUAGCAGUAGCCUCAGAAAGGCGCACGUUGCAGGCGCUGGUUGAGAAGCUGUUACAUGCCCAUUUGGAUAAGACAAGCAGCAUUCGAACGGGAAACUGGGAAGCACUGGUCUUGUCCGAAGCACAAAGAGAGUAUGCGGCAAAUGACGCGUAUGCAGCGUACAAAGUUUAUAAUGCCUUAAUGAAGCUGCGGUCGGGUCUUGCAAAUGAGGAUCAGUUGCCGAUGCAGCUGGGCGGAAUGGCUGACAUUUUACAAAGAGAAGCACGGCAAGAUGAACUAGAGAUAGACCUUGAGGAAAAGCGCAGAAGGGUUAACAAAGCAUCCUCCGACGAUUACUUUGGCGACGAUCAGUCUGCCACAACCGCUAGUUCCCACGUUCAGGAAGAUGCCUCUUCUGAUAAGGGUUCAGUUGUUCAAAACCCAAUAUGCAUGGACGACAAGCGAAGCAGUCCCGCUCGAACGCAGGCUGUGCGGUACAAACGGACGCGAGUAAAAAAGAAAAUGACCGGAUCCCUUCACAUCGACAAAAGAUGCACUACAUUGGAUGGGGCAUCCCUUUCCAAUGAAAAUGCCACCAUCUGCGAGAGAACCAAAGUGGAUGUCCGUAGUUACAGUACUUCCCAUCAAUCCUGCGUUGUAAACAAUAUCGAGAGAAAAGGGAAGGAUACAGUUGACUUACCUAGUAUGGCUGUACCUCCGGCCUCCAGGGAGUGCGUCUCCAUCGAAUGCGCUCAGUCUUGUUUAGGCUCCCAUGAGAAACUGAAUGACAGCGAACUCAACAGUCAUACCAACCCCAACGACAACGGGACACUACAGGACAUUAUAAAGGUAUGCGACACCAGCGGUGGGACACCGGGGCAAGGGAGAGGGGAUCUUGCAGUCGAACAUGAGUGCAUCUUUGGCGUCAAAAAUUGGCCUCCACCCACCAGUUCAGAAAUCAGAGAGCUACAGAAUCGCGAUGCCCUGCCCGUCAGCAUCGGAUUUUGCAGGUGAUAUCAUGAUGUCAAGUGCUGCAUGCGAAUAUGAUGAUCUUUAUCCUUCCGAUGACGGCAUAGAUUGGGAUGUGCUGUAUGAAAAGAUUGACUGUUUGGCCACUCGAAAUGGCGAAUGAGAGAUCUCAUCUUGACAGCGUACAGAGGUACCAAUGAGGUUCCAAUGGUAAUACUAGUCAAUAGAAUGGAACACCAAAGCUGUGUAUAUCUGGAUAGUCACUGUAAUAAGCGACUUCAUAGACGUAAAGGGUUUCAAUCAAAUGUCUUCUAUGAGGCAGAAGACGAUCUGCCCACUAAUUAUAUGGACAAUAUCGAACAUCAUCAAGAUAUCAUGACCAAG
Messenger RNA from Spizellomyces punctatus DAOM BR117, 1989 nucleotides. RefSeq lists its product as uncharacterized. Gene Ontology annotation, molecular function: nucleic acid binding; 3'-5' exonuclease activity. Bases 85 to 1650 code for a protein of 521 amino acids. The record is from RefSeq and is a predicted model, not a curated record. Lineage: Eukaryota; Fungi; Chytridiomycota; Chytridiomycetes; Spizellomycetales; Spizellomycetaceae. Gene Ontology annotation, biological process: nucleobase-containing compound metabolic process. The transcript has 6 exons.